Molecule: messenger RNA, 2600 nt
Organism: Sclerotinia trifoliorum
Lineage: Eukaryota; Fungi; Ascomycota; Leotiomycetes; Helotiales; Sclerotiniaceae
Source: the annotation of a GenBank genome assembly
GCGUCGUGUACCGGCAUAUUCUUUAGUAGACGCAGUUGGUGAUAACCUUUUGCGGAUUCUGUUCAAUAUGGUAGCAAAGUUCAUAACAAUACCUGAAUGUCCAGAUGUGCCCACAGAUCGAUGGAGUGCCGAGGACCCGUCACAAACACCGAUGAAGUCAAAGUUGACAGCCUCGGUGAUACACUUAUCAUGUCAGACUCUGCCACCACCUCCGCAAAGGCUAAUCCCAAGAGAAAGCGGUCUAGUACCUCCCGUUCUAAGCAAGGUAAGUUCCUCAUAUUGCACCACAUUUUAGUUGAGCAGUUGCUGAUACUUUUGUCAUAGGAUGCUUGACUUGCCGCACAAAAAAGGUCAAAUGCGAUGAACGUCUUCCUUGCUGUAGAAGAUGCGAACGUCUGAAGCUGAAUUGCCAGCAGUCGUGCUCCCGUAUCUUACCAAGUGUGAGAGACCGACGACGCGGUGUUGGCCCACUUAAGUCUCGCAACUCUGACUGGUCUCCUCAGCCGCUCUCUCCAGCUCUACAAGUAUCAGAAGAACAGCCACCAAAUUCAGAAACGCUUUUAAACCAUUAUCUGUCGGGUUAUGAACAUGGAUUAGUAGCUGCAUCAGCAUCCUUGUUCUUAGCAGAAGAUUCUUCAGACAUAUCUCAAUGUGAAGCACCAAAUAUUGAGACAGAGGCAAAUACACUUUUGAACCCUGCUUCCGAUUGGAUACUUCCAGGUUCUCAGUGUAUAAAUGCUUAUGCUAGCACAUAUUGUAAUCCUAUAUCUUUCGAACAGCUUUCUAUAGCAAACAUAUCGUCGGCACAGGAAAUUGUGUCGGAAAAUGGGAUGUCUCUGACUGUAGACGAAGAGCUAGCUCUCGCACAUUAUCGGACAGCAUUUUCUCUAACUCAGACUACAAGAGAUCCAAAGUGGUCCACUCCCGCUUUACUGUUACUUCACGGACUGAAGCACUCACAGAUGCUUCUCCACCUCAUACUAGCCGUUUCGCUUUAUGAUACGCCCUCCGAUCCCGUCAAUGUUAGUCGUCUCCGUCAAACUGGCCAUAAACAUUACGAAAAAGGCACGGAGCAUCUGAUGCUAGCUUUACAAAGUGAAGGUUUUCCAGACCACCUAGCAGUCGUGGGAUCUUUUUAUUGCAUACAAAUGUAUAUGUCACGAUCCCAUGGCACCAUCAUACCAAAGUUAGACCAGCUCAGUAUCGCAGCAACAGAGCAUUUGAAAAAGUAUAACUUGAUAGUGCCUAUCUACGGCCAGUCACAUUCAAAUAAUAAAUCUAUGAAGGAACGUGCAGAGCGAAGUUUAAUCGCUCGCAUGAUCAUGUGGCUGCUGAAAAUUGAUGCACAGGGAAGUUUUUUAGGAUGUAAGCCUAGUUUAGUAAACUACUUUCAAGCACAUCCUGAUCACCUAUCAGCUGUGCAAGCAGAAUCUCGUCUUGCUUUGCAGCUUAAUUGGGGAGCAGAAUAUCCAAUAUCGCAAAGCAUCCGGGAUAUUGAGAGUUGUUUGCCAGUGGACAUGAUGACUGAUAUGCUAGUUCUAUACUCCAAGAUUAGCGAAUUCAGCCAAUUACCCUCGAACAUUCAGACCAGUGAAAUGCUAGCGAGUCUGCAAAAGGAAUUAGCUGCUUUAGAAAUAGUAAGUUAUGGUAAUUAUCGUAUUGGAUUAUGCUUACUACUUGUAGCGUUACGGUGCUGUUUUCUAUUAUGGUUCUUCAGAGAUGACCCUACAACCGGCAAUGAAACUCAAUUGUGCAAACUCGGCUACAAUGUAUUCCGCACUCCAAAUAUAUUUCGCCCGAAGUGGGUCAAGCUCAUUCGGAGAAGAAGCCACACCUGAUAUUAAAGCUGUUUUAAGCCAACUACUGCUCUUCGCCAUGCAUGUUUGUCCUGCCGGCUCAAAACAGCCGGUGUAUGAAUUUCAAUGGUCUUUGUUCAUUGCAGCUGUCGAAACUAAUGAUAUGAUACACCAAGAAUGGUUACAAGCUAGAAUAACUAACCAUCGCCUUCGCAAAGCCCUGCAGCGUAUUUCUUCGUUCAAGCGAAGCAAUAUGGGGAAAAUAUCUUUAAGUAAGGUGAGGGAAAUCUUUUGGGCUGUGUAAGAAAGAAUGCAUACAUUGAUUUCACUGUAUUGGAGGUAUGUGUACUAAAUGAAUUCAAUGGACUGCAUGGAUGCUCAUUACGCAUGGCCAAGGGACCCGGGUCAGUCCGAUUGGACUAAACGUGCAUCACAAUAGUUUGUUCGGGAUGUAACACUUCGAAAGGAGGCUGCUUUGGUUGCCUGAUGAUCAGGGGAAAAGAGGUUAAGGUUACUCGGCGUCAAUGGAUAUGUACUAUACUCAGCAGAAGCGACUUUCUACUUCUUCCAUCUGAGCAAAUCAUCCGGAUCUACACAAAUCCGGACAAUGAUCAAUCAAACGAGCCAACCAAGCAAUUUUAGCAGAGAGAUAGUAUUACCUAAAUAUUCAAAAGAAUAUUACGAAAAUACAAACUCCUUUCAACGCCUAGCUACCUGCUGCGGGGUCCAGUAAAAGCCACAACUAGGAAAAAGCGAGGUUCCCCCGUUUUGAUCAAUUAGUCAUACCGCGGUCGUACGUCCAAU